CCCCACCCCCCGCAUCACCUCUGUCGGAUCUCCCGACACCUCCCGUCGCCGCCCUGGCUCCAGCGCGCUUCUUCCCUCUGACCGGCGUCGCCGCCGCACUUCGUUCCACACAGCCGGCGCCCCUCUCGCUGGAGCGCAACCUCCCAAUCCGACGGCGCUCCUCCUCCCACUCCACCCCGAUCCACCCUGAUGCGCGUGACCCACCGGGCGCCGCACCUGCAUCUUGCCGCCCCGCUCCCUGGCCACCGGAGCGCCAUCCUCCCCACUCCACCGCUGCCACCCCGCUCCCAGCCGAAACCCACGACGCCCCGUCUCUCCUCCCUGGACCGCUGUUGCGCGCCGCCGAUGCAGGACAGCUCCCUGAUGCGCUGCCGCCGUGCCGCGGAUGACCACGAGCGACCUUCUUCCACAUCUCCAAGCGCCGCCACUCGGGACGCCACGAACUCAGGCUCCCCUGCCGCCGCGAACUUCUUGCUCCUGCCACCACGACCUUCUCCCCCCUGCCGCUGCGUCCUUCUUCCACGCACUCAGAACUUGGCCAUUUUUGGAUGAGGAAUCAAGAUUGCCCCUGCUGCUCUGUUAGGAUCUACUCGGUUGCUGGUGUUUGCUUAUAGGCUACUCACACCCGAGCUCCCACUAGCCACGGCAAUCUCAUUCCCGCAGCAGAUGUCGGCGACCUCGACUAGUGGUUGCCGGAUUUUUUGUUUCUUCUGUACAAAACUGAUGCAUUUCUUCUCUUGUUUCUGCAGUUUUGUUAACUGAACUUUACCGUGUCGACUGAUUGAACUGCACAGAACUUAACUGUCUAGGCUGCAAGGGUGUCACGCGGAGGUGGCUCGAGCCGGCGGGAGAUGCAGCAGUUCGAUGCAGCCCCUCCACACCGUUCAACUCAUGCAGCCAGCUGGCUCAAAGCCAACAGUGAGCUCCUACUUCGACUCACUGCCCACGUAGCUUCUGGGCAUGUGUCGAUGUGUGGUUGAAGCUCUUUCUUUCUCUCCAUAGUCUCAUGUGCUGAUGCUGCCCUCUCAGACUCUCUUAUCUCAGUUUGGCACACCCAAAAAAUGAUUUUGUUACUCUCAGUUUGGCACGCCAUUGCUGGUCGAGGAAGCUUUCUCUGGUACCUGCCAUGGCAAGAGCUUGAGACGAUGUGGUUGGGCGUGCAGGUACUGCGCGCCGGACCCGGAGGAGGACUUCGGGGAGGGGUACGAGGGGAAGCAGGUGGUGGUGGAGAACCUGCGGCAGCUGUGCGUGCACCGGGUGGCCAACGAGAGCGGGCGGCCGUGGGCAUGGUGGGACUUCACCAUGGACUACAAGCUGCGGUGCUCCAUGAAGGAGAAGAAGUACAGCAAGGCGUGCGCUGAGGAGGUGGUGGCCUCGCUCGGGCUGUCGCUGGAGAAGGUGCUGGCGUGCAUGGGAGACCCCGACGCCGACGCUGACAAUGCCGUGCUGUCCAAGGAGCAGGAGGACCAGAUCGGGCACGGGUCGCGCGGGAGACGUCACCAUCCUGCCCACGCUCGUCAUCAACGACGUCCAGUACAGAGGGAAGCUGGAGAGGACGGCGGUGCUCAAGGCCAUGUGCGCCGGCUUCAAGGAGGGGACCGAGCUGCAAGUUUGCCUGAGCCAUGACAUGGAGACGAACGAGUGCCUGCAUCGGAACGGCGGGUGCUGGCGGGACGAGGCGACGAACAUGACGGUGUGCAGGGACACGUACCGGGGCAGGGUGUGCGAGUGCCCCAUGGUGAACGGCGUCCGCUACGACGGUGACGGGUACACCCACUGCAAAGGUCGACUGCACCGCCACACGAAGUUCACAGGCCAUAGCUGCGGACGGACGAAAUUCCAACUGUACUGCAACCCCUCAAGAUCCACAGUGGCCAAAGAUGGCGCUCCACAGUUGUUCGGUGUAAUGCCUAAGGAGCAAACAAUGUCUCUCUCACUUUUGUUUUUCGAAAGACCUACCUAUCACUGCACCUGGUCGCGCGUGCCACUGCCACUUAGGUCCACCACCUACAGCCGGCGCCGCAGUGCCUCGACCGUUCAACUAUGCCACCUCAGCAGUUCAAUAUAUAUUGGAGAAGAAGAAAAAACAACAGUAGGUUCAAAUGUUGUGUUUUAUGAUUGUUGUAGACUUGCAGCAAAUUAGAGGUGGUCUCAAAGAAAAAGUUGUUCCCUUUGAUGGAGCACUUGGCCGUUCCAUUUGUUUUGUUUUGUUUUGCAAAUUGCUAGUUGGCCGUAUAGCUUCAGUAGUGGUAUAAUGCUUUAGGUUCCUGACUAUUGGUCUUGAUGUUUGGCCGUACUUGAGGUUCCAUGCUUGAGGUUGAGCUCGGUAAUGUAUACGGGGGCAGUUUGGAUUUGGUA
Molecule: messenger RNA, 2358 nt
Organism: Triticum dicoccoides
Lineage: Eukaryota; Viridiplantae; Streptophyta; Magnoliopsida; Poales; Poaceae
Product: vacuolar-sorting receptor 1-like
Exons: 5
Coding region: 1439-2143 (234 amino acids)
Source: RefSeq, a predicted model, not a curated record